UUAAUCUCAGAAUUUUGACUUUAAUGCAGGUGAGCACCUGGAAGCAUCUGGGUGCAACCAGCUUCAUCGCCUGAGAUGUGAGUCGUGCAGGGGAACGUCCAGCAAUCUUGGGGAACAUGUCAGAUUUAAGUGACUUUUUACGUGUCCGAGGGCUUCCUGAAGAUGCCAUUUCAUUAUUGGAAGAGCAGAAGAUUGAUUGGGAUGUCAUAGCGCUGAUGGAUGACGCAACUCUGGCAAAUUACAUCCCUUCCUAUGGAGACCGAAUUGCCCUCUUCAAUUUCUGCAAAAGCAAACAACCACUCUCAAAAAGAAAACAGGGUCUUCUGCAGAAGCUUCGUGAGAAAAUGAAAACCAAAAAGGAAAGUCCAAAGGAAAACACCUCUCAAGAAAGAACAAGACAGACAAAGAAGCAAAAAGCAACACGAAAUAUUGAGAUAGGAUGGAUACAUACUGAUGGAAAAAUAACUAAACAGGUGAGAGCGAAACAGGGAGGUGGGACUAGAAAAAUUCAAAUGGCCACCGAUUCUGAAUUAAAAGAUAUUCUUCAUGAAGGAAAGAAACUUUUUUUCCCUGAUGGCAUGUCUCCUAAGGGUCCUGAGACAGAUUUUGAGUUUGAGGUUUGGGACUUUAAACAGAACCACCUUACUGAUGACACCUGCCUGACGAUUGGCAAUAUGUAUGAAGCAGCGAGGCUGACAAUGUUACGCUUCUACAUUGCAACAAAGCCAAAAGUUCCUGAAGAAGAUGACAGCGAGACAUCCGAAGUCAUAUUUGUCUUGGAAAGCAGUAGCAGUGAAAUUAAUCCAUUGCAAACGUGGGAAGUCAGGAGUUCUUCUGUUGAUGCCCACCCUGGUUUAGAACCUUCAGAUGAUUCAGAAAUUACUUUUGGUCCCAUUCUUAAUGCUGAGGAAGAUACAGAAGACACAUUAAUCUAUGAGGGUUUUCUUGUACCCCUCAGUCCAGCUAAUCCAGAUGAUGCAAUAACAAUCACUGUACAUCAUACUAACACUUUACAUGACAUUAUUACUGCUUUCUCUGAUUCAGAUAUUAUGAGAAAAACACUGAAUGUGAAGCGCAUACUUCCAGACAACACAGAAGAAGCAGGCAGUGGCUCAGGGAUACUAAGAGAUGUUCUCACCUGCUUCUGGAAUAAAUUCAAUGAGCGAUGCACCCUCGGUACAACAGUUAAAGUGCCCUUCAUUCGCCAUGAUUUUCCUGCUGAAAAAUGGAAGGCAGUUGGACGAAUACUUUUGAAAGGUUACCAAGACUGUCAGUAUUUUCCAAAUAAACUUGCAAUCCCUUUUCUUGAACAAGUGCUUUUCAGUAGCGUUUACAGCGAUCUUAAAGCACAUUUUCUACAGUUUGUCAGCAGCCAAGAAUGUGAGGUUUUGAGGGAAGCAGUCAAGAAUUUUUCUGCUAUUGACCAAGAUGAUCUUGUGGAGGUUCUUGACAGUUAUGGCUGUAGAAAAAGAAUAACUGCCGAGACUCUGCCUACAAUCCUUUAUGAAAUAGCACACAAAGAGCUUGUCCAAAAACCAAUGUUCGUCAUUGACUGCUGGAGAGAGAUCAUCUAUCCACAUAUUUCCCUCAGUCCAGAGGCACUGAUCAAGUUGUUCUCAGACCUGCAACCAACAUCAAAAAAAGUCUGCCAACUGCUGAAAUUUGCUGAGGAUUUGUCUCCAAAGCAAAAAGAUGUGGGAAAUCAUCUCAAAAGAUUCAUCAGAGAGCUGGAUGACAUUAAACUUCAGAAAUUUAUGCGAUUCUGCACUGGAUCUGAUCUUAUAGUAACAAACAGUAUUUUUGUGGAAUUUCAAGAUAUGACGGCAUUCACAAGAAGACCAGUGGGUCACACAUGUGGAAGUAUUCUGCAAAUAGCUGACAGCUAUGAAAAUUUCCCAGACUUCUGUUCUGAAUUUAAUGCCGUUCUUGAAAGUAAUGUCUGGGUAAUGGACAUUGUUUAGACAGCUACUGCAAUCCACUACAUUUGAAUGGUUCAUGCAGACUAGAGCAGAGCUGCAAAGAGACAUAAAGAAUAUGUAUUUUGAACUUAUGAAAAUUACACCUGUUUAAAACAAAUCUGAGUAAUUGUCCAUUUAUGUCAGAAGACCAGUUUUGACUGCAAUUAUUCCAGUUUCUUUUAUCAUUCCUAGUUUCACACGACACAAUGAAGUGGUAAAAAAAAAGAAUGAGUUUUACACUGUUUAUUACUAUAUCCAGAGCUGUCUUCACCAGAUCUGAGUUCUCCUGCUGCAUGAAAGAAACCUGUAGCAACAACAGGAAAAAUUAUUUCAAGAGAUCUAAAGAAAAUGUAAUGAAGCUUCUUUUUUAAGCUUCUUUAGUGCCUCAUGUUUUGUAGCAGUUUAGCUAAAUCAAAUACUCUUGUAAGUAAGGAGUCAGACUUAAUUAAUCCAGAUAUUUUAUUAUUGGGUCUGGAUAAAACUCAAACAUUGUUACAUUGUAAAUGUUAUCUGUACAAUUUUACAUAUUUGAAUUAGUCAUGUCUGACAGUAUGUUUCUUUACAGUUUAUGCAAUUGUUAGCUAAGUUAAGCUGAGGUUUCAAUUUUCAGUAUUUGCUGUUAAAAUACAAUUGAAAGUUACAGAAAAUAUAUUUAUAUAUUUUCCAGUAUUUUCUAAAUGUCAUAUUGAUUCUAAGCAUGUGUGUUUCUCAUCCACCAAUAAUCCACUGCAUAAUGGAUUCAGUCUGUUUUGAAGAAAUGUACUGGUUUCUAAUGUUAUAAAUAGAAAGUAUACAAUGCAGUGCAGUGAUCGGUGAACAGAAGAUAUCCAAUUUUUGUUUCUGCAUUUCCUCAACAAUUAGCACUUGUUUUAUCUCUACAGCCUAGAUGACUCGUUAUUUUUGAUACCACAAGAGCAAUAGUGUUAAUUUUUUACACUGUCACUGAUGUAUAACACAGGGUUGUAUUAGAUCUAGUUUCUGUUUUUAAAGGUUGGCUCAUUCUAAUGGCCAUGUUGUUGGGAUUAGCAAGAAAAUGUUUCUUGUAAAAUUUUGCUAAUAAAUGUUACUUUAAAAUAAAA
Girardinichthys multiradiatus is the source of this 3037-nucleotide messenger RNA. RefSeq lists its product as uncharacterized. The coding region runs from base 117 to 1961 and encodes 614 amino acids. The transcript is spliced from 2 exons. Lineage: Eukaryota; Metazoa; Chordata; Actinopteri; Cyprinodontiformes; Goodeidae. The record is from RefSeq and is a predicted model, not a curated record. Gene Ontology annotation, molecular function: ubiquitin-protein transferase activity.